This is a messenger RNA of Lates calcarifer (barramundi perch), 4691 nucleotides long. RefSeq lists its product as uncharacterized. NCBI's taxonomy places the organism in Eukaryota, Metazoa, Chordata, Actinopteri, Centropomidae. Gene Ontology annotation, biological process: positive regulation of transcription by RNA polymerase II. Gene Ontology annotation, cellular component: nucleus. Gene Ontology annotation, molecular function: single-stranded DNA binding; protein binding. The record is from RefSeq and is a predicted model, not a curated record. The coding region runs from base 256 to 1407 and encodes 383 amino acids. The transcript is spliced from 18 exons.
AAUCCAGGAACAGCGAUUGAAAAAAAAAAAAGCUCCACCAGUGGACUGUUUCAAGUUCCCCCCGGCUGAAACCCUGCCUGAUUUGUGGGCAAUGUUGGGGAUGUAGAAAAAAAAGGAAACCGGAGCAAAGAGUGCGCAAGGGAGAGAUAGGGAGACAACACUAACUGGGUAGCUAUGGAGAUAGUAGGUUUUCCUGGUAGCUUUCUUUGACAGGUGUCGAGUGGGAUAAAAUAAAGUAUCAGAACAGCCUCCAAGAUGUACGGCAAGGGUAAAGGAGCUGUGGUCCCCUCCGAUAGCCAAGCAAGAGAAAAGUUAGCGUUAUAUGUGUACGAGUACCUGCUACAUGUGGGAGCACAGAAGUCCGCACAGACCUUCCUGUCCGAGAUUCGAUGGGAGAAGAAUAUUACAUUAGGGGAGCCCCCUGGAUUCCUCCAUUCGUGGUGGUGUGUAUUCUGGGAUUUGUAUUGUGCGGCACCAGACCGAAGGGAGACAUGCGAGCACUCCAGUGAGGCCAAGGCCUUCCAUGACUAUAGCGCAGCGGCAGCGCCCAGCCCAGUGAUGGGUAACAUGCCCCCCAACGACGCCAUGCCAGGUGGUCCCAUGCCCCCAGGCUUCUUCCAGGGACCACCCGGCUCUCAGCAGUCCCCCCACGCACAGCCCCCCCCACACAACCCCAGCAACCCCAUGAUGGGACCCCAUGGCCAGCCUUUCAUGUCUCCGCGGUAUCCAGGUGGACCGCGCCCCUCACUCCGAAUGCCAAAUCAGCCUCCUGGGGGAAUCCCUGGAUCACAGCCUCUCCUGCCAAACAGUUUGGACCCGACAAGACCGCAAGGACAUCCUAACAUGGGUGGACCAAUGAGAAUGAAUCCUCCUCGAGGAAUGGCCAUGGGCCCACAGAAUUAUGGAGGCAUGAGGCCUCCUCCCAACUCCAUGGGCGGUCCCAUGCCAGGAAUGAACAUGGGUCCUGGAGGAAGAGGGCCUUGGCCAGGACCUAAUGCUAACUCUAUAGCGUACUCCUCCUCAUCUCCAGGAAACUAUGUGGGUCCUCCAGGCGGAGGAGGUCCACCUGGAACUCCCAUCAUGCCCAGCCCAGGUGAUUCAACCAACUCCAGUGAAAACAUCUAUACAAUGAUGAAUCCUAUUGGACCGGGAGGAAACAGACCCAAUUUCCCCAUGGGACCUGGGCCUGAUGGGCCAAUGGGAGCUAUGGGAGCCAUGGAGCCACACCACAUGAACGGAUCACUAGGGUCUGGGGAUAUGGAUGGGUUGCCAAAGAGCUCUCCUAAUAACAUGGGGGGCAUGAACAACCCUCCUGGAACGCCGAGAGAUGACGGCGAAAUGGGCGGGAACUUCUUGAACCCAUUCCAAAGCGAAAGUUAUUCACCCAACAUGACGAUGAGUGUGUGAUUUUAUUUUUUCCUUUUUUUUGUAUUUUUGUUUAUUCUCCCCUCCCUCCCUCCCUAUUUUUGGUAACCCCUGCACCUGAUUUUUUUUUUUUCUUCAAUUCAAUCCCUACUUCACCUCGGAUUGGACCACCUCCCCUCCUCACAAACACACACACACACCUUCUGCUCCCUCCACCCCCACCCCUCAACAAUACGGGAUCCGCUCUCCCUCCCACCUCACCCCCUUCUUUUCCUCACCUUCUCGCUCUGGAACUCUACGGCCACACAGCCUUCCGGGACAGCCCUUGAGCAUGCUGGGACUCUAAUUAAGACGGGCCCUCCUGGAGCAUGCAAGAUGGCCGGCGGUCUGAAUAGGAAGCAGUCGCAGAGUCACAGGAAGAGCCUCCUCUCUGACUCCGGCCCUGGCCUCCCUGGCUUCCUGUCAGGGUCUAGACAAUGAGCAAGGGAAGGAGGACAAAACAGAGAGAAAGAGGGAGAGAGAGGAGACUGGAUAACACAGCCCUCCCCUGAGGACACAGCGUUGGGUCUCUUAGCAGCUGCCUGGAAGCUUCUCAACCAUGACUUUGGACUUUUUAAAACAUUUUUAUCGUCUUUUGUUUUUUUUUUGUUUUUGUUUUAUUUGUUCCCGACAGAUUCAGUGGAGGGUCGGACAAGACAACCCCUUUGCCCCACACAUUGUUCUCUCUGUGUACAUUUUUAACAGAGGUGUUGUGAUGAUCAGUGAACCCCCCCCCAUUUUUUUGUGUAUGUAUUGUAUCAUUGCUAUUUUUAUUAUUGUAUUAUUGUUAUUAAUGAUAUUGGUAUGAUCAUUUUAAGAUUAGGUUCUAAUUUCUGUUAUUUCUAAGGGCACAUGAUUAUGAUGAAGACGGCGUAUGUGCACACAAAUCAGAAAUUAUUUGCCGUGUGCGUUACAUGGCUCUAUGUGAGCACACUGCCCCCUGCAGGUGAGAUGGUACUGAUUGGCCCUUUUUAUAAUCUUUCUCAGAGGUUUUGCAACUUACUUUAAAAGAUCUAAAAUUUUACCUUCAUGUUCAAUAACCCACACCAGAAGAAGAAGCGGCUCCUGUUUUAGUAGCUUCCAUGCAGUGAAAUGCACAGCUCUAUUUAUUUAUGUACUUUUAAUUUGUCUUAUGAAUCAUUGUUACAUUUUUUGAAGUGUUAUCCCUGUUUUUUUGUCAACUGCAGAACUAGUAGCAACUGUGUAAAUAUGCAGAUCCACUCAGCAGCGUCUGUUUAUCUUCGUCUGACAUCAUUAGAUCCCCGUAUCCAAGCCCUAAAGGUGCUGAAGCUAUUGACCAUUUUUGACCCCCCUACACACACACACACACACACACACACACAGACACACACACACACACACACACGCUGCUUCCACUAAUGCUGCCCACUGAGGUCACUGCUCACUCCAGCGCGUGCGUAGGCUGCGUUUAUCGUCUCUCUGCUGACCUGACCCGUAGUGAACACUCGGAUUGUUUUUGUUUGCUGAUGAGUCCUCAACACACUGUGAUGUAUGUCGGUGCUUUAUGGAAAUUUGCUUUCACACACCAGUCAAUCUAGCUUGUAGACAUUUUGUUCUCAUCCCCCUUUACAGUCGCUUUCUGUUUUGUUUUUUUUUUUCUUUAAAAAAAAAAAAGGACUUCUGGCUCUCUGCUGAUCGGAUCCUCUGGGUUUUUAUGUUGGAGAAAAGCAGGUCAGGAAGCGACAAGGCGUUGCUCUGUUGACUGUAACGAGUGGCCUCCCUCCCCUUUUUGCUCAUCUUGAAGAAAAAGAGAAAAAGACCUCGGUCCUUUCCCCCCUUUUUCUUACCUUUCCAGCGGGCCAGCAUCAAUACACUCAGUCAUACAUCAUCCCUCUCUGAUUUUUUUUUUUUUUUUGUACAACUCUCCAUCUUUUGAUUUUAAUUUUUUUGUAAAUACUGUAAAAUGCAUUUUGAUAUCAUUGACAUGUUUUGAUAUUUCAGAUCACAACUUAAACAGUUGAUCAGAAUCGGCUGAUUCAGGCAACUGUGUGUAUUUGUUCAGAGAUGGUGUGUCUUUUACUCAGAAAUAAUAUGAAUGAUGAGAAACAGAAACUGGAGCUGCUAUAGACUAUUAUGCUAUUUCACCUCAUCAUAGACAAAAAAAAAAAAGACGUGGGGCUUUACUGUGCAUCAGAGCUGUAGCGUCAAGGGGUCUUAGAGGAGGAGGAAGGAAGAUUUUAUAGAUGAGUGUGUGUGUGUGAACGCCUUUAGCUAACUCACUGUCACACACAUUUCCUUGAAAACUCUUAAAAUUAAACACAGUUCUUUGUCCAAAAGCCUCCGUCCUCUAACUCUGUUCUUGGAAACUGAUAGUUUGAGGUGGCAAAAGGAGGAAAAAAAGAAAAAAAAAGCAGAACAGGCAUAUUUUUUUCUUGCCAUUUUUAACUGAGAAUUUGCAAGAACAGAGUGAAAGAGGUCAGUUUUUCAUAACAAAACUUGUCCCUUCUGUGUCUGCCUCCGACGCACUGCAUUUCAGCUUUUACCCUCUUGACACAACUGAAAAACCGAAAGCAGGGCACACAGGACACUGGCUCUCAAAUCCAACACACCAGGGACCAGAGUACAGACUUUACUAUGAAGGAUUUUUUUUUAUCUAUUUAAAAAUGGGGCGGGAGAAAUAUUCGGGGAAAGGUAGAGGGGGGGGGGGAGAAGAAUAAUGGACAGAUUUGUUGCUAAGGAGAGGUAGAGAAAGUGUGGGAACAGGCGUUUCCUCCCCCUGUACUUUGAAAUACUGUUGUAUAAAAUGCAGUCAAACUUCUCUCUAUCUUUCUGUCCUGUAAGUAAAAGCCGUCACAACGUUGAUCAUUUCUGUAUUUCUAUUGUGCUGAUGUAUAAUACUGUAACAUUCAGGGGUUAGGGAGGGUUAAGAGAGAAAUUUUUUGGGGUGGGAGUAAAGAUUUUUUUUUUUGUUCAGUUCCUCAUUUUUCCUCUUGAUGACAAAGCAGUAUUGAAUAUGAGGCAGUCUGUCCUUGGGGAGUUGCUUUGUAUCUCAUGUUAGGGUAGUUUCAGAUCCUAAAUGUCUCGUGUAGUAAAAUAAGAGGUUCCUUCUUCGUAUGUUUCUUUAUAUUGUAAAGUUUCUUUAGAUAAAAAAAAAUGUUGCUUAUUGGAAAAAAGGUGGGAAAACUGCAUUGAUAAUAAAUGUAAUUUUUUUUUGGUUUUGUUUUAAUUUUCAUCAAGUUGUCAGUCGUUUUGCCUGUGUCCCCCUUGUUGUAGAUACAUAUUAAAAACAAAUAAAAUGACUUCACUCCUUUUGCCAUGAACAAGAG